CUGCAGGCAGAGAAUGGUGAACUGCAAAAUAAAAAUGUUGCGUUGUACUCUGAUAACGUGGAGCUUAGAGGGGGUAAUGAAAGUCUUAAAAGUGUACUGUUUAAGGAUGAUAAUGAGCGUGCGAAGUUAGCUGUUGAGUUGGAGAAAGUAAGGGGUGAACAUGUGGUGGUUUUGAAAGAGUUGGCUGUUUCCAGGGAUUCUUUUCUUUCUUUACAGAGUGAGAAGAAGGAAGUUGAAGAUGAGUUAAAUGACAAGAUUAACUUUUUGGAAGGCGAAGUUGCCACUUUGAAAGCCAUAAACUGUGAAGCAGAAUAUGCUGUUGCGAUGGAGAAGAAACGCAAGUUAGAGGCGGUUUUAGAGGUUGAGAAGGAACGAGAACGAUCAGCAGAACUUGUUGUUCUUUGUGAUAAACUUAGUAGUGAAAGUAGGGCAGCUGAUGAUGAAAUUGAGCGUCUACAACAUGCUGUCUCUGAUUACGAGGUUCGGUUAGAUGUUGUAAGGCCUAACGUGGAUGUCAAGAAUAAAUACAUGGAGCGUGAGGGUUAUACAGUUUACCCCAUCUUGAAUAAGGGACGAACAACUAUAGGUAGGAGCGGAGUGCCGUUAGGUCUGUACCGUGACUAG
Trypanosoma theileri is the source of this 624-nucleotide messenger RNA. Its product is annotated as rhoptry protein. NCBI's taxonomy places the organism in Eukaryota, Euglenozoa, Kinetoplastea, Trypanosomatida, Trypanosomatidae. The record is from RefSeq and is a predicted model, not a curated record. The annotation marks the transcript as partial. The transcript has a single exon.